Molecule: messenger RNA, 915 nt
Organism: Punctularia strigosozonata HHB-11173 SS5
Lineage: Eukaryota; Fungi; Basidiomycota; Agaricomycetes; Corticiales; Punctulariaceae
Product: Brix-domain-containing protein
Exons: 6
Coding region: 1-915 (304 amino acids)
Biological process (GO): rRNA processing
Cellular component (GO): small-subunit processome; nucleolus; Mpp10 complex
Molecular function (GO): snoRNA binding; rRNA primary transcript binding
Source: RefSeq, a predicted model, not a curated record
AUGCUCCGUCGUCAAGCUCGUGAACGACGACAAUACGUAUAUGCCAAGUCCCUCGAAGCGCAAGAACGCCAGACCUACGAACGCAAACAGCGCAUAAAAGAUGCUCUGGCCAGUGGCAAGCAACUUCCGACAGAGCUCCGGAAGGAUGCCAAAGAUCUUGGGCGUGAUUUAGCCUUCGACGAUGCACAAACCAAGCCUUCUAACCAUGUUGACAACGAGUACUCUCGUGCCGGAAUGGAGGACCCGAAGAUCAUCGUGACUACUUCGCGUGACCCUAGCUCCAAGUUGCUACAAUUUGCCAAGGAAAUGCGCCUCGUCUUCCCCAACUCGCACCGAAUAAAUCGAGGAAACUAUGUCGUGAAGGAGCUCGCAGACGCUUGCCGAGCAAACGAUGUCACGGACCUGGUUAUAUUACACGAGCACCGUGGUACACCCGACGCUAUGAUUGUUUCCCACUUCCCGCACGGGCCCACUGUUUACUUCAGCCUUCAUAACGUUACCCUUCGUCACGACAUCGCAUCGUACAAAUCAUCGACAGUAUCAGAACAAUACCCUCAUCUCAUAUUCGAGAACUUUAGUUCCAAGCUAGGCGAGAGAAUACGGGACGUACUAAAAUACCUUUUCCCUGUGCCGAAGGAGGACAGCAAGCGAGUGAUGACUUUCGCCAAUGAGAAUGACUUCAUUUCAUUCCGACAUCACGUCUUUGUCAACAUUCCUCGCUCGGUGCAACUCGCUGAGGUGGGGCCGCGAUUCGAAAUGAAACCGUACGAAAUCCGGCAAGGCACCAUAGAACAGAAGGAAGCCGACCGCGAAUGGGUGCUGGCGCAUUAUUCUCGAACAGCGAAGAAACGUCGCCUCCUGACUUCGAACACCUACAUGUCCGAGUCGGAACCCACGAAACGUACUAAGCGUUGA